AUGGAAUCAAAUGGUGUUCAGGAAGGGACCUCUAUUGGAAAUCAACUACCCACUCAAGUUCCUAUAGAUCUGACUAGUGUGUUCUAUGUUCAUCCAUCUGAAAGUGUUGGAUCCACAAUUGUUCCAGUCCUUUUCGAUGGAUCUGGGUAUCGUUCAUGGAGACGAGUUGUUCUUCGAGGACUGUCUGUAAAGAAUAAAACUGGGUUCAUAAACGGCAAGGUGUUGAAGCCACCUCUUGAUUCACCUGGUUUUGCUCAAUGGGAAAGAUGUGACGAUAUGGUCACGUCUUGGAUUUUGAAUUCUCUGUCUAAAGAUCUCAGGGACAGUCUGCAGUAUGUUGAUAAUGCAAAAGAACUUUGGGAUGAAUUGGAGGACAAGUAUAAUCAACCAAAUAGAGCAAAAUUAUAUCAGCUACAACGUGAACUCAGUGAUCUUAGUCAGGGGAAUCUCGAUGUAAUUGGGUACUACACUAGGAUAAAAAAGUUGUGGGAAGAGCUUAGCACUUUGGACACUAAUUCACAAUGCACAUGUUUGUGCACAUGUGGUGGAAAGUCGAAGAUGCACAAAGCUGAACUUGACAGGAGACUAAUUCAGUUCUUUAUGGGACUAAAUGAGGUAUAUACUAUUGUGAGAGGAAGCAUAUUAAUGAUGAACCCACUACCUACUAUGGCCCAAGCCUUUUCUAUCCUUUUUCAAGAAGAGAGACAAAGGGAAGUCAAACCUCAUAUGGACUAA
This is a messenger RNA of Solanum tuberosum (potato), 735 nucleotides long. RefSeq lists its product as uncharacterized. The record is from RefSeq and is a predicted model, not a curated record. Lineage: Eukaryota; Viridiplantae; Streptophyta; Magnoliopsida; Solanales; Solanaceae. Bases 1 to 735 code for a protein of 244 amino acids. The transcript has a single exon.